AGCCGACGAGCUCGGUGAUAUCCUUUAUAUCUUUGAACGUCUCCUUGGGGUCAACAGGUACGGAAGGAACGCUGCUGGUCAUGGGUGAGGCAUCGAUCGCAAGCCAGAUGCGAGUGGCACCUGGAAACGAAAGUCGCGAAAGCAGAGCGCGGCAUUGUGAGGUCUCCCCACGGAAGAUGAGGGUCCGUACCGAGCUCAAGAUACUGGGCGGCUCGGAGGGGAGGAACAGAUUGCGUAAGCAUAGGACCGGACUUGCGGAGAGUCAACUCCCGCAACGAAGGUGCUGCCUCGAGGAAUUGGAUCAGUGUGUCCAGCGUGGGCUGUUUGCCCCUUGAUAACCUAGUGAGAGUAAGGGUCGUCAACUGAGGGAGCACCAAUGGAUCCCAUGCCAUGGACAGACGAUGAAGAGACAGC
This is a messenger RNA of Fomitopsis serialis, 414 nucleotides long. RefSeq lists its product as uncharacterized. The coding region runs from base 81 to 335 and encodes 84 amino acids. The record is from RefSeq and is a predicted model, not a curated record. The transcript has a single exon. Lineage: Eukaryota; Fungi; Basidiomycota; Agaricomycetes; Polyporales; Fomitopsidaceae.